Malaclemys terrapin pileata is the source of this 4626-nucleotide messenger RNA. RefSeq names its product ADP ribosylation factor like GTPase 14 effector protein (gene ARL14EP). Gene Ontology annotation, cellular component: intracellular membrane-bounded organelle. The record is from RefSeq and is a predicted model, not a curated record. Lineage: Eukaryota; Metazoa; Chordata; Testudines; Emydidae. The transcript has 4 exons. Bases 177 to 959 code for a protein of 260 amino acids.
GCGGCCACUAGUACCACGGCUCUGGUGGGGGGCACUCGGGAGUCGGGUUCCGGGGUGGCGGCACAAGGGCGGAAGAAAGCCUACGGCAAGGGUGAUCCUCAUAGAAACUACUAAAGACUACAAAGAAUUGAUUCUAGGCAAAGUAACAGUGAAAUAGAUUAUACUGAUCAAGUAAGAUGGAUCCAUGUUCAGUUGGAAUUCAACUCCAUACUGCUAAUGAAUGUCAUAAGAUAUACUAUACCCGUCACGCUGGCUUCAAGACUAAGCAAGAUCUAUCUUCAUCCGAUCUGCUACUACUUCAGCUUAGGACUGGAAUGACUCUUUCUGAGAACAAUACAAUCUGCUUCCAUCAUGCAAAAAUUUACAUUGACAGAUUUGAAGAUCUGCAAAAAUCAUGUUGUGACCCAUUUAACAUACACAGGAAAGUAUCAAAGAAAAAUUUACGUGCAAUCGACUUAGAUGAUGCAGCUUUUCUAAGUGCCAAGUUUGGAAGACAGUUUGUACCUGGUUGGAAGCUUUGUCCAAAGUGUACACAGAUAAUCAAUGGAAGUGUGGAUGUUGACACUGAAGAUCGCCAAAGAAGGAAACUUGAUUCAGACGGGCGAACAGCUAAAGCUUUGAAGUCCUUGCAGUUUGCUAAUCCAGGACGACAGACUGAAUUUGCUCCAGAAAGCAGUAAAAGGGAAAAGAGAAGGCUACAAACAAAAAGCACAUCAGUUAAUUCUGACAGGCAAGUAAUCCCAGCAAAGAGUAAAGUCUAUGAUAGCCAGGGACUUCUGCUUUAUAGUGGGAUGGACCUCUGUGACUGUCUUGAUGAAGAUUGCCUGGGAUGCUUCUAUGCUUGUCCCAAGUGUGGUUCCAACAAAUGUGGAGCUGAAUGCCGCUGUGAUCGCAAGUGGUUAUAUGAACAAAUUGAGAUAGAAGGAGGAGAAAUUAUUCGCAAUAAGCAUGUGGGUUAAUUUAUAAGUUUUUGUGUUGCAUUCCAAUACAGAAUUUGAUGGUCUGAUGAAAAUCAGUGGAACCUAUCAUAACGCACAUGAACAGUCUGUUCAGUCUUACAAAAUUCAUUGUUUGAUAUGGUUUUAGAAAGGUUGUUACUCAUACUAAUUGUGUAUUGUCACACUUCAUUCCACCUUGUACUCAUCCAUACAAACCAGCAAAAAAGGCUGGAACAAUGCAGUGCUUGACUGUUCAGUGAGAGUUUGAAACUGAGUGGCUGGUUAAGUGCUAAAAGAAAUUUGGGAUUAGCUGCUGCAUAUGCCCUGCUCUGUAGAGAGGGUUCUUUCUCCAUGCAUCUCUCCUUUCUCACCUCUCCCCUUGAAGACUUGGUGUUCAUGUUUGUUUUUACUAUCUUUUAAAAAUAAAUGUAGUCUCUUUAAGUUUAAAAUGUAAGCAGUGGCAAUCAUGACCAGUAUUAGCAGGUGUAUAACAAAUAGUAAAUGCUGUAUUUUCUAAAAUGAGUCUUGGGACUGUUAUAACAUAGUUAAACAUCUAACAGUAUAGGGGUUAAAUCAACAUGUUCAUUGCACUGGUUUGCUAUAAAUAUACUUUUUAAAAUAUAAAUAAGCUCUGUCCAAAUUAUUUUAACAGUAUUUAGCACUUAGGGGGUGCUCUCUCACAAAUAGCAUUUGAUAGUUUCUGCUAGUUGCACCAUUGUAAAAGAACUAAUAUUUCAGGGAUGGGGAAAAUCCUGACUUUAACACCGAAGGUAUAAAGACUGUCAGCACUUCUUGUACAAACCCAUUGUUUUGGAGCUUGAUAACUGGGAUGCGUGUUUUUUUAAAAGAAAAACAACAACAAAAAACCUUUCCUGAAUGAAACUUAGCACGUACUGUGUCGAUUCGGUUUUGAAAUAAAACUCGAUAACUAACUGAUUCCUAAUGACAGGAGCACAGUUAUGGAGGCAGGACUCAGCAACACAUUGUUUAAACAGAUCUUUCCCAGGUAACCUAGCUAUAGUUUGUCUUCUGUUUGUUUGUUUUUUGUUUGUUUUGUUUGUUGGGGUGGGGGAAGGGUGCCUUUCUUUUGAAGAUACCUUCAUAUUACUGCACAUUUGCUAAGAAUAUUUUUGAUAGCAGUUGAGAAGGCUAGAUCAUCUUUCCUGCUAUGGCUACUCUGUGCAUCCAGCUUAAACAGUCACUUGCAGAUUCUCGCUAAAUAGAUGAAUUAAAGUGGCUUAGAAUCAUAGGCCUGGUCUACACCUGGGAGGGGAGGGGAUCAAUCUAAGUUACGCAACUUCAGCUAUGUGAAUAACGUAGCUGAAGUCGACAUACUAAGAUCUACUUACCAUAGUGUCUUCACUGCGGUAAGUCGACUGCUAACGCUCCCCCGUCGACUCCGCCUGCGCCUCUUGCUCCGGUGGAUUACCGGAGUCGACAGGAGAGCUCUCGGUGGUCAAUUUAUCGUGUCUUCACUAGAGGCGAUAAAUCGACCCCUGCUGGAUCGAUCACUCCGGAGGUAAGUGUAGACCUCCCCAUACAGUGCUCUUACAGCUCCUAACUCCCUGUCCCCAGCCAGGAUACUGGAUAUGGCUAGUUGCUGACGCUGCCCCUUGAAACUAUGGAUAGCUGACAAAAUGUAGAACAACCUGAAUGCUGCUCAUUUACACUGGGGACUGGAUCAGCAGUGGGCAAGAGCAAAGCCAUCUUGCAACCUACUUCCUAAACUGAACUGGGUGAGCAAAAGCUGAAUCUGGCAUACAGUUUACGUUUGGCCAUGUGCAUGUGUGGCAUCUGGAUUGUAGUGACUUCCAUAACAUUUGUUAUCACAAGCCUAUGAUAGAAUGGCUUCUCACUGUUUCGCUUCUCUCUUCAGCUACUACAGGGGAUCAUAGCAUAAAGAAACUACUUUGUGAUAUAUUUCUGUAACAUCUGCCAGAUUAAAUAUCUAGUUUUACACACAAACAUUUUUUUCUGUUCUUUGGAAUUGUCACUGCAUUGACAUAAUUUGAUGUACUGCUUUACUAUAAAGUCUUCCUUGGGUUCUAAAUAGCAUUAUUUUAAUCAUUUAGACUUGCAGUUAAUUCUGUAGUAAACAAAAGUUCAACAUGGCUAAUCCAUGAUAGACUGAACUGCAUAUUUUAAUGGCUUUUUUAGGUAAAGGUUUACACAUGCAGCUGAAAAUAAUCCAAAUGUCUUUCCUCUGUUGUUUAGACUAAAAAUAGCCAAACUGCUGUGCAAACCAUUUGAAUUUAAAUAGUUUCAACCAAAAGGUAACUUUAGUAUACCUAGCUUCAGACAGAAUUAAGAUUUCACAUCUGAGUUUUACAAAACUCCUGGAAAUUAAAUUUUAUAGUAGAAAUGCUAAUAAAUUCUUAACAAGUAAGACCUAGCAGCUGUACAGUUGAACAUAGCACUGUUUUUGAAUAAGAGAAAUGUAGAAAAUCUUGUACAGUCUUACUGUGGCUUCAGACUUAUUUUGUCAAACUUUUGGACUAUUUCGCAUAAAUUUUGCUCAAGGAUGCCAUGUAACUAUUGCCUUUUGAAGGAUUUUCUUGGUAAAAUUUUGUAAUCGUGUAAUUUUGCUGUUUAGUACAGGGGUUCUCAGGACAAAUUUUUUGGUGGCCCCAGAGUGUGGCCACCAAUUCCUGCUGGUGGCCACUCUCACACUUUUCCCUAAAAUACUUAAUUACCAUUAGGAAAAAAUAAAUAUACAUAUAUACACGUCCACAUCAUUGUAAUUUAUUUAUUACUAGCUAAUAAGCUUGUUGUGAAAGUGAUAUUAACAAACAUACGAGUAUCACUUUUCACAGCAGACUUACUCAGCCCCGGCAAGCCUGGGGACAAAUUAAGCCCUUAAUGGGGGGGAGGAGGGCCAAGGGAGGCAGCAGGGGGCUGCAGCCUAAGGCCCGGUGGCCGGAGGACGUAGCCCAAAGCUGCGCAGCUGGGAGCCCAGGGCUGGAAUCCGAAGCCCCGUGGCAGGAGCCUGCCCCCUGCAACCUUAGGGCUGAAGUCCAAAGUCUGAGCCCCACUUCUCCUGGGAAGGUGAGGAGCUCACUGGCUGCCUGCUUCUCCAGUGUUGUGUCCCAGGUGUCUCCGGGGGGGGAGGGUAACCCUGCUGGUGGCCCCAGUAACCAACACCAAGGCGGUGCAUUCAGGAGCACCAGGGAGGGGCCGCUGCUUUGCUCUCUCGCCUUCCCUCUCCCCCAAUAUCAGUCCAGGAGGCUGUGGCCACAUUUGAGAAACGCUGGUUUAGUACAGGUAUUUUCAUUUCCAGUAAAUGAUGUGACACUCCAGAGGUUUGUAGCUAUAGAACUAAGAUUCAGAUUUCUGGUUGGUUGGAUGUAAAAUUACUGUUGCUAACUUAAUGGGGUUAUGCUGACAUCUGCUGGUACUCAUGAAAUACUAAACUCCAAAUCAGACUCGUACUGAAUUUUAAUCUGCUUACUUUUAAUAAAAUGUUGGAUGUUCUUUUCUUUUAUCAUUGGAUUUUUGAUUCAUUCAGUACUAACUAUGAAAUAAUUCACUGAAAUGGAAUGUAACAAAUCUCUUGACAUUCUAAGUUCUGGUAAACUUUCUGGAGCAUUACAACAUUAAAGCACAAUCUUACUCCUUACGCUAUCAACUUUAUAAGAAGUCUUGUAAUUUUUCAUAAUUAAAUGCAAAUAAAUGACUAACUUUUAACUUG